GGCCAGCAGCCUCGGCACAGUCGCUUUUGGCCAGCAGAAAGACAGAGUCGCUUGGGAAAAGCAUUAAGGAUACACACAACCAACAACCUCCUCAGGCAGUUAUAGGAAACAGCAAAAGCCAUGGCAAUGAGAGCGCUCGUCUUACUGGCCGUCCUCAGCUCGGCGGCCGCCGAAGGUCUGCGUCUGCCGGACCAGCAGUCGUCCAACAACAUCCAGCAGGUGUAUGCACCGCAGACGCCCAUCCAGCAAGUCCAGCAGCCCCAGCAGCCACAGCAUUCCCAGCAGCCAGGAGUCGGCGAGGAGCGGGGAAGGUCCUCCCUGCUGAGCAUCUUCGGGCUGGGCAACGACAAUGAUCCCUACCUGGCCAGGACCAACAGCAACUGCCUCGGGGGCGACCUGUCCGAGUGCUUCAAGACCCAGGCCCUCAACACCUUCGACGAGUUCUUCUUCAAGGACCAGUACAAGCUCACCGACUUUGCACGCGUGGUGCGAUUGCCCGAGACCCAGCAGAGGUCCCUUCUCCAGGAACCCUUCGAGUACUCAGAGGAGUCCAGGAACGACGAUGACCCAUGGAAUCAGCUGCUGAAAUAUGGACUGCGAAGGGCCGAACGCUUCGUCAAGUCCACGGCUCUGGAGGUCGAGUGGCCAGAGGAGCUCACCGAAGCCGGUCGUUACGAGGCCCGUUUCAUCGGAAACGACAUUGACGGCGAGCUGGACCUCAUUGAUGAUGGACAGCGUGCUGGACAUUUCUCGCGCAAGAAGCUGAAGAAGAUGAUCAUUCCCCUGCUGCUGGUGCUGAAGAUCUUCAAGCUGAAGCUGCUGCUCUUCCUGCCCUUCAUCCUGGGCAUCGCUGGCCUCAAGAAGAUCCUUGGCCUGGCCGCCAUUGUCCUGCCCGGUCUGUUCGCCUACUUCAAGCUCUGCCGUCCGCCGGGUGGCGUCGGAGGAGCCUUCGGCGGCGGCCUGUCCGGCCUGUUCGGCAGCAAGAACACCUUCCCCGAGUACAACCACCAGGGAGUGGGUGCUGCCACCUACUACCACCACCACGAGCACUUCGAGGGCGGCCACGGAGGAGCCCCGGGACCCUACUACCGCCAGGAGCCCAGCUUCGCCAAGCCCUACACCGACUACUACAGCAAGAGCUACCAGGGUCAGGGGCAGCAGGUCCAGGGGCAGCAGGUGGCCGGCAACUCGGUGAGCUUCGGGGAUCCCCAGGAGGCGGCCUACAACGGCUACUAUGGCCGCAACUCCGGCAAGGACAUUGCUGCCGAGCAACAGCCCCAGAAGAGCUAACUUCGAGCAUCUGGGCCCACGUUGUUAUUUAUGGGCCUCGGCCUUGCUGCAUUCCUAUAAGAGUAUUUAUUACGCUAAUUGUAAAUAAAACAAAGUUUAAAAUAAA
This is a messenger RNA of Drosophila gunungcola (fruit fly), 1396 nucleotides long. RefSeq lists its product as uncharacterized. The transcript has 5 exons. The record is from RefSeq and is a predicted model, not a curated record. Bases 121 to 1290 code for a protein of 389 amino acids. Lineage: Eukaryota; Metazoa; Arthropoda; Insecta; Diptera; Drosophilidae.